This is a messenger RNA of Tarenaya hassleriana, 1604 nucleotides long. RefSeq lists its product as uncharacterized. The record is from RefSeq and is a predicted model, not a curated record. The transcript is spliced from 4 exons. The coding region runs from base 224 to 1522 and encodes 432 amino acids. NCBI's taxonomy places the organism in Eukaryota, Viridiplantae, Streptophyta, Magnoliopsida, Brassicales, Cleomaceae.
UGUGUGUAUAUAUAUAUAUUCAUUAUAUAAUGAAUAUAUAUAUAUAUAUAUACACGUUGUAUACAAGUCUCAUCUAGUGUGUGUGCCAUUAAUCUCUCUCCACCAAACCCAGAAACAUUCCUCCAAGUAAAACCCGAAAGCAUCAUUCAUCAUCUGUCUUCUUUUGGUGACACACACACAUAUAUACACACCCACAUACACACACACAUAAAAAGAAAUCUUGAUGAGCAACUCAAGAUCGUACUGGAGAAAACAGAGAUGGGGAACACCGCCACAAACCCUAACGCCAUUGAUGGAAGGACCAGACCCAGAGAUGCAAGAAGAAGGCGCAAAGAAGGAGAGCUCAUGGGAAGUGAUUAGGGAAUGGUUUAGGGUUCAUAAGGGCAUUUCCGGUAAUUUGUCUUCUUCCUCGAUCCAGCCACUGAACAGUACUAACAAUGGCGGCGGUGGUUGUGUCGAUGGCGUUGCGAAGAGACAAGACAUUAGGCUUUUACUCGGCGUCUUGGGUUGUCCUCUUGCUCCCAUCUCCCUCAGUUCCGAUCCUAACGGAGACGACUCGUUUCUAAGCCCUGUUCACAUCAAGGAUGCUCCUCUUGAGACAUCGUCGGCUCAUUACAUAAUACAACAAUACCUAGCCGCGACAGGGUGCUUGAAACAGUCGAAGCCAGCCAAGAACAUGUACGCGACCGGCGUGAUGAAGAUGACGUGUUGCGAGACCGAGAUCGCCGCCGGUAAGACGGUGAAGACGGUGGGAGGUGGGCGGAAUGGAGAGAACGGGUGCUUUGUACUGUGGCAGAUGAAGCCUGGGAUGUGGUCGCUAGAGCUGUUGCUGGGUGGGACCAAGCUCAUCUCCGGCAGCGACGGCAAGACCGUGUGGCACCACACCCCCUGGCUCGGCACCCAUGCUUCCAAGGGUCCUCAACGUCCCCUCCGUCGUUUGAUCCAGGGCCUGGAUCCAAAAACAACGGCGGGCCUUUUCAUGAAGGCCCAAUGUCUCGGGGAGCGUCGCAUCGGAGACGACGACUGCUUCGUCUUGAAAGUCUCCGCCGACCGCUCCGCCUUGUCGGAACGGAGCGACGCCGGAGCUCCAGCAGAGGUUAUACGUCACGCUCUCUACGGAUACUUCUGCCAGAAGAGCGGUCUCCUGAUCUACCUCGAGGACUCGCAUCUCACAAGAGUCACGACGGCGAUGGCGACGUCUCCUCCGACGAAUUCUCCGGCUUCGGUGGAGGAUGAGGCGAUGUACUGGGAGACGACGAUCGGAAGCAGCAUCGGAGAUUACCGCGACGUCGACGGUGUCGCGGUGGCCCACUGCGGCCGCGCCGUCGCGACGGUGUUCAGGUUCGAGGAGGCGUCGUUGCAGUACAGCAGGAUGAGGAUGGAGGAGAUGUGGAGGAUAGACGACGUCGUUUUCGAUGUGCCUGGGCUUUCUCACGAUUCCUUCAUCCCUCCCGCUGAUAUAUUUGGAGAUGAUAAUCAUAAUAGUAAUUAUUAUGUUUAUAAUCAUAUAAAUUCUCGGUAAAAUGUUUUUUUUCUUCUUUUUAUUAACUUGUCUGAAGACGAUUUAAUUGGUGGGAUAAUGGUAUAUGUAUAUUUUGGCUUUA